This is a messenger RNA of Paramecium primaurelia, 1128 nucleotides long. The record is from the annotation of a GenBank genome assembly. NCBI's taxonomy places the organism in Eukaryota, Ciliophora, Oligohymenophorea, Peniculida, Parameciidae.
AUGGGUAAUGGUUAGUGUUAGUAAACAAAUCUAAAAAGUGAAGUCAAUAUGAUUAUCACUGAAGAAAAUGUCCAUUCGGAUGAAUCUGAACAUAAUCUUACAUCAAAGAUAACAGAUAGAGUUUAUAAAGUUAAUUUUGUUAGAAAUGAACUAAUGCAAAGAUUAUAAUCAAUAAAUCAAGAAACGUAAAAAUUUCAAAAUAUUACAAAGAAUAGUCUAUUAUAUAUCACAGAACUAAUCUUAUAAUUGAAUAAGUAUACUGUUGGAUAAUUAAAAACUAUGAUGAUUGGAGCACAUAAAACAUAUUAAAUUUUAAUAUAAGCUAUAAUUAAAAUGAAACCUGAAAAUACAGAAAUAAUUCCUGUUUUGAGUGAAGAAUAUAAUAAUUUUAAACUUUUCUAUGAAUUAUAAACAUAACCAGCUUAAUAAUUGUAUUAUAGACCUGUUUAUAAUGAAAAUUAUGAAAUUGUUAGAGAAAUUAGAGUCAAAAGAAUAAGAAAUUAUGUAAUCAAAGAAGAUAAUGUAACAGAUUUAUAAAAAACAUAAUAAAGAUUAUAAUAUUGGAUAUAAUUAAGUUAAAAAAAACAUCCUAAUUUAUUAAAUCUAAGGGCAGCAGUAAUUCAAAAAGAUGUAUGCAAAUAUGUUACUGAUUAUAUUGAUGGGAUAACAUUAGAAAAAUUACAAAAUAAAAAUAUUUAAAAUAAAGACAAAAUAAAAAUAAUGCAAUAAAUGGUGGAUUCUUUAAGGAUGUUGCAUUCCUAAUAAUUGGUUCAUGGGGAUAUUAAACCUUCAAAUUUUAUGAUUACUCCACAAUAUCAAGUAGUUUUAUUGGAUCUCGAUUAAUUAGGAGCAGAGAGACAAUCUGCUGAUAUGACAUAUUUAUAUUCAUUUAAGGAUGAUCAAUGCCCUACAUUUUAAGGAGAUGUAUGGUCUCUUGGAUUAUGUAUCUAUUCAUUGUUUUUUGGUCAAAGAAUAGAAAAAAAUUGGACUAUUGAUGAUUAUAAGGGAAGAGAUUUUCCUGCUUUUAAUAUUAGAUCUUAUGGUCCUAUUUAAUAAAUUCUAGAUGCUUGUCUCAUUGAUAGUCCAAAAGAUAUCUGGUACAUAAGUACUUUAAGUAAGUAAUUAUGA